GCGGGGCCGAGCGGCGGCGGAGGCGGGGUCGCGAACUCUGACCCCCGGCAGCCGGAGCCGCGCCGCCGCCAAAGGAAACCCGCCGGACCGGCCGCCGGGCCCGCCAGGCUUCAGGUGGAGGUGCAGACUAUGGCUGACAGUACACAAGGCAGGCUGACCUGAUUUAGGGGCUGUGUCCUCAUCUAGCUGUGGCAUGUAGCCAGUGCUCCUGAAAUUCUGGUGAUUAAAGAGCAUGGCAACCAUAGAGGAACUGGCCCAUCAAAUUUUUGAACAGCAAAUGGGAGAGGUUAGCCAUUCCCAGGAAGGUAGCACACAAACACUAAUGGAUGGGACACCACAGCGAAUACAGAUUGUCCCUGCAGAUUCAGGCCUCUCUUUAUCCCAGCGUAUACAGAUUGUCACAGAUCAGCAGACGGGCCAGAAGAUUCAGAUUGUUACAGCACUUGAUCAGAGCUCAGCAGGCAAGCAGUUCAUCUUAACAAAUCAUGAUGGCUCUACCCCAAGCAAGGUGAUCCUUGCCAGACAAGAUUCCACUCCAGGAAAAGUUAUCCUAGCAACUCCAGAUGCUGCAGGUGUCAACCAACUGUUUUUUGCAUCCCCUGAUAUAUCUGCACAACACAUCCAGAUUUUAACAGACAACUCCCCCAGUGAACAGGGCCUAAAUAAAGUGUUUGAUCUGUGUGUUGUAUGUGGAGACAAAGCAUCAGGGCGUCAUUAUGGAGCAGUAACCUGUGAGGGAUGCAAAGGGUUCUUUAAAAGGAGUAUACGGAAGAAUUUGGUUUAUUCGUGCCGAGGAACAAAAGACUGUGUCAUUAACAAACACCACCGGAAUCGCUGUCAGUACUGCAGGCUGCAGAGAUGCAUUGCCUUUGGGAUGAAACAAGAUUCUGUACAGUGUGAGAGGAAACCUAUUGAAGUGUCAAGAGAAAAAUCUUCAAACUGUGCAGCUUCUACAGAAAAGAUCUACAUUCGGAAAGAUCUUCGUAGUCCAUUAGCUGCAACCCCAACUUUUGUAACAGACAAUGAAACAGCAAGAUCAACGGGUUUGCUGGAAUCAGGAAUGUUUGUUAACAUUCAUCCUUCUGCAAUAAAAAGUGAGCCUACUGUGCUGAUGACUCCAGAUAAGGUAGAAGCAUGUCAAGGAGAUUUAAGUACACUGGCAAAUGUGGUGACUUCAUUAGCAAAUCUCAGUAAAUGCAAAGAUAUGUCACAAAGCAGUACAGAGCUAUCCAUGAUUGAGAGUUUGAGUAAUGGAGAUGCAUCAUUACCUGAACAGAAGCAAGAAGAGCAAGCCAGUAGUGAUGUUACAAGGGCAUUUGAUACUCUUGCAAAAGCAUUAAAUCCAGGGGAGAGCGCAGCAUGCCAGAACUCUGAAAGUAUUGACACCAGUGCACAGCUGCUUGGUGGAGAAACAAGCAUGAACAUUGUUGAGAUAGAGGGGCCACUACUCACUGAUGCUCAUGUAGCAUUCAGGCUCACCAUGCCUUCUCCUAUGCCUGAUUAUCUUAAUGUUCACUAUAUCUGUGAGUCUGCCUCCAGAUUGCUUUUCUUGUCCAUGCACUGGGCACGUUCCAUUCCAUCUUUCCAAGCUUUGGGACAGGAUAACAGCAUAUCAUUAGUAAAAGCCUGCUGGAAUGAACUUUUUACGCUUGGUCUAGCACAAUGCUCACAAGUUAUGAAUGUGGCAACAAUCUUAGCUGCUUUUGUUAAUCACCUUCAAGGCAGUUUACAACAAGAUAAGCUGCCAACAGACAGAGGAAGACUAGUAAUGGAGCAUGUCUUCAAAUUGCAAGAGUUUUGUAACAGCAUGGUUAAGCUGUGUCUAGAUGGAUAUGAAUAUGCAUAUUUGAAAGCAAUCGUUCUCUUCAGUCCUGAUCACCCAGGUCUAGAAAACGUGGUACAGAUUGAGAAAUUUCAAGAAAAAGCUUACAUGGAGUUCCAAGACUAUGUAACAAAGGCGUAUCCGGAUGAUACUUACAGACUGUCUAGGCUUCUUCUCCGAUUGCCUGCUCUUAGGCUGAUGAGUGCUGCCAUCACUGAAGAGCUGUUCUUCGCAGGACUGAUUGGAAAUGUUCAGAUUGACAGCAUCAUCCCAUACAUUCUGCGAAUGGAGACAGCAGACUACAACUCUCAGAUCAUAGGUCAUGGCAUGUAAAAGUAGCAGUCCAGGAUUCUGUACCAUGGCAAUCGUGGUGAUGUAAAUGCAUACCCUGUCUCCAAGAGAUGGUCAUAAGCCUUCCAACGCACCUUUCCAAAGAAGGCUCGUAUUCCUCCUUUCCAGGACACUUGGGAAACAUGGUGGAGUGUAUUAGGAUAUAGGAUCACUUCCUGUUCUUCAUCUGUCUUCAAGGACUUGUAAAUUAACUUGAUAUCUGAAGAAGGUCAAGAAUUGUCCAUCCUAUUUUUGUAGGUAGAUGGACUUGGAAUAUUUGUUUAUGAAGUUCAGGCUUAUGAGGAAACUGAAGAAGCUUUGACUGAACUAAGGUAUCUCAACUUAGUUUGAUGUUUUAGACAAAUAAAUUAACUUUCCUCUCUGA
Messenger RNA from Cinclus cinclus, 2537 nucleotides. It is a transcript of the gene NR2C1, whose product is annotated as nuclear receptor subfamily 2 group C member 1. Gene Ontology annotation, molecular function: zinc ion binding; nuclear receptor activity; RNA polymerase II cis-regulatory region sequence-specific DNA binding. Bases 233 to 2155 code for a protein of 640 amino acids. The record is from RefSeq and is a predicted model, not a curated record. NCBI's taxonomy places the organism in Eukaryota, Metazoa, Chordata, Aves, Passeriformes, Cinclidae. The transcript is spliced from 16 exons. Gene Ontology annotation, biological process: negative regulation of transcription by RNA polymerase II; cell differentiation; anatomical structure development.